Messenger RNA from Aureobasidium musti, 699 nucleotides. Lineage: Eukaryota; Fungi; Ascomycota; Dothideomycetes; Dothideales; Saccotheciaceae. The record is from the annotation of a GenBank genome assembly.
AUGCCUGUUCGUCCAGCAAGGUGGAGGGACCUCAAGCCAGCAGCUCGCAUUGCUUCCUUGGCCUUCUGGGAAGAUGAAUUCAUUGGCGGCUGCUUGCAUCCUCAUCGAGCCAAACAUCCAGAAAGCUUCGAACGUCACUUUCUACAUGAUUUCUACAGAAGUUCCUUCGAUGCUCAUACCCAGAUCAUGGUUUCUUACCCCAGCGAUAAUCCUGAGAGAAUCACUGGAAUGGCAAUCUGGUCGCGUGUGGGUGACGGAGGCAAACACAUGGAAGCUUCACAAUCCUGGCUAUACUGGGUCAUGAGUCGAUGUAUCGUCCCCAUAUACAUCGGCGUUGAUUCGUUCAUCCGCCGGAAUCGCGCUGCCGACUUUGCAGCCUGGAACGACAUGAAAGACUCAGACCUUCCAAUGGAUGAACGGUUCGAAAACUCAGAGUACAACGAGACCUGGGACCUUGAACUGCUGUUCCAAGCACCACAAUAUCAAGGUCGUGGCUUUGGCAAAGAGUUGGUAUCGUGGGGCAUCGCAAGGGCCAGGGAAGAAGGAAUUCGAGUCAGUGUAGGGAGCGCACCGGGCAAAGAAGGCUUCUACAAGAGUUUGGGUAUCGAUGAAGUUGUCGAACAGACUUCUCACGAUGGGAAGAAAGAUCCGUUCCCUGGCACGCUUCUGUAUUCGAGAAGGUUCGACGAAGAAGUCUAG